Panicum virgatum (switchgrass) is the source of this 1786-nucleotide messenger RNA. RefSeq names its product aspartic proteinase NANA, chloroplast-like. Gene Ontology annotation, molecular function: aspartic-type endopeptidase activity. The transcript has 2 exons. NCBI's taxonomy places the organism in Eukaryota, Viridiplantae, Streptophyta, Magnoliopsida, Poales, Poaceae. Gene Ontology annotation, biological process: proteolysis. The record is from RefSeq and is a predicted model, not a curated record. Bases 271 to 1650 code for a protein of 459 amino acids.
CUAUCCACGGGCAGCGAAGCAGGCCAGCAGCACCAGCGGGUGCCGCGCCUCGUGUUUAUAAAAGACGCCGUCUCCCAUCGCCGUGCCGGACGCACGCAGCCAAAAAGCACACGGGGCAGAGCUCGACUGCUCGAUGAGGCGGGAGGCGAUCGGGAUGGCCGCUCCUCUUGCGUAGCAGAGUGUUGCUUGCCUGCUGCUUCCGUCACUUGCCAUUGCCACUGCGUGAGCGAGAGGAAGGCGGCGUGAAGGGAGCAGCUAAGGAUCGAGGAAAUGGCGGCGCGCGGCCACGUGCUGGCGCUGUUCGUGCUGCUCGCGCUCGCCGGGGCGGCCGCGGCGGGCGGCGGGCGGCACCAGCACCGGCACCGGCACGGCAGGAAGUCGGCGCGGCUGAGGCUGAUCCCCUCCGCGCCGGGCGCGUCCCUCGCCGACCGCGCGCGGGACGACCGGCACCGGCACGCGUACAUCCGGUCCACGCUGGCGUCGCGCCGCCGCGCGGCGGAGGUGGGCGCGUCGGCGUUCGCCAUGCCGCUCUCGUCGGGGGCCUACACCGGCACGGGCCAGUACUUCGUGCGGUUCCGCGUGGGCACCCCCGCGCAGCCGUUCGUGCUGGUGGCGGACACCGGCAGCGACCUCACCUGGGUCAAGUGCCGCGGCGCCGGAUCGCCGCCGGACGCGCAGCCGCCGGCGCGCGAGUUCCGGCCCGCCGCCUCCAAGUCGUGGGCGCCCAUCGCGUGCUCCUCCGACACGUGCACGUCGUACGUGCCCUUCUCCCUCGCCAACUGCUCGACGCCGGCCAGCCCCUGCGCCUACGACUACAGGUACAAGGACGGCUCCGCGGCGCGUGGCGUGGUGGGCACGGACUCGGCGACCAUCGCGCUGUCCGGGAACGGCGUCGGCGCGGACGGCAGCAGGCGCGCCAAGCUGCAGGGCGUGGUGCUGGGAUGCACGGCCUCGUACGACGGCCAGAGCUUCCAGUCAUCGGACGGCGUCCUCAGCCUGGGCAACAGCAACAUCUCCUUCGCCUCCCGCGCCGCCGCGCGCUUCGGGGGCCGCUUCUCCUACUGCCUCGUCGACCACCUCGCGCCGCGCAACGCCACCAGCUACCUCACCUUCGGCCCGGGGCCCGAGGACGCCGCCGCGCCGGAGCAGACGCCGCUGCUGCUCGACCGCCGGAUGAGCCCGUUCUACGCCGUGACGGUCGACACCAUCUACGUGGCCGGCGAGGCGCUCGACAUCCCCGCGGACGUCUGGGACGUCGACAAGAGCGGCGGCGCGAUUCUCGACUCGGGGACGAGCCUCACGAUCCUCGCUACCCCGGCGUACAGGGCCGUGGUCGCGGCGCUGAGCAGGCAGCUCGCGGGGCUCCCGAGGGUGAGCAUGGAUCCGUUCGAGUACUGCUACAACUGGACGGCCGGCGCGCCGGAGAUCCCGGAGCUGGAGGUGCACUUCGCGGGGUCGGCGCGUCUGCUGCCGCCGGCGAAGAGCUACGUGAUCGACGCGGCGCCCGGGGUGAAGUGCAUCGGCGUGCAGGAGGGGGCGUGGCCCGGGGUGUCGGUCAUCGGCAACAUCCUGCAGCAGGAGCACCUCUGGGAGUUCGACCUCAGGGACCGGUGGCUCCGGUUCAAGGACACGCGCUGCGUCGCCCAAUGAUUCUGACAGGCGCACACGAUUAAUCCAUCCAUCGUCUUGAUAAAUUUGUAACGGCCUUCGAGUGAAUGGUUUCUCUAAAUGGAAAGAUAAGCUUUAGCGCGAUGGGAAAAUGUUCAGCUGAGAUCGCGCUUCUGCA